Molecule: messenger RNA, 541 nt
Organism: Bactrocera oleae (olive fruit fly)
Lineage: Eukaryota; Metazoa; Arthropoda; Insecta; Diptera; Tephritidae
Source: RefSeq, a predicted model, not a curated record
AUGGGUUUGGAUGAACAGUGGUACGCUGCCGAGAGGAGCUUCCCUCUUCGUGAAAACUCUUACGAAUUUGUUUCUGACGAUAAAUAUGUCUCAUUCAUGAAGAAUAUCAAUAUGUUCUGGCAUCCCGUUGAUUACACACGUGAUAUUGACUACUACAACGAACACUCUGUAUUGUCAUACUUCACUGAGGAUUUGGGUUGGAACUCAUAUUGGUACUACUUGAACAUGGAUUAUGCUUUCUUCUUGGAUGGUAAAACUUUCGGUUUAAAUAAGGAUCGUCGUGGUGAGUUUUGGUUAUACAAUGUUGACCAAAUCUUGAACCGUUACUAUUUGGAACGUUUGUCUCAUGGUUUCGGUGAAAUUGACGAUUUCUCCUGGGAUCACGCUUACGAAUAUGGUUAUGAUUCCGAAUUGAUUUCCUAUAACGGUGUUGGAUUCAGCACUCGCAGCAACUACUUCGAACGUAGAUCUUAUGGCAAAUACGACAUGUUGAACCAAAUCCAAAGCGCCUUCAAGCGUAUCUAUGAUAUCAUAGACUAUG